UUUUUAUAGGUACUGAAUAUUAAUAAUAAUAGUUUUAAUUGAUAAAAAAUCAUACCGUAACGUCGUACAAGCAGUAAGUGUGCCCGCGUAUUAUUCAAAUCUGUUUUUAUUUUAUUCCGUGUUCGGUUUUCAUAUCGCGACAUGAUUCGGUUACGAUCGUAUUGAACGGCCUUUACUUGGCCGGCUCACGCUGAUUUCGCCGGGAUUAAGCAGCAGCCGCCACUGUAAAUAUACCCACCAAUAGUAUAUAUUAUAUAAUAUAUUUUAUUGGAUCACGACCGCCGGCAGCUCGAUAUGAUCCAAGAAAACCGUUUCGAAACGUAUGGGUUACCAGCGUCGUUCAUGAAAAACGUAAAGGAGAAAACCGUCGACAAAGCGAGACAUUUGACGGCCGAAGACAGUUUGUGCGAGAACAAAAGUCUACACUUUCGAGACUUGUACGAACUGCAAUUCGUUAAGACUGAAGUGCUGCAGUGCCGGGGAUGCUCCGAUCCGAUCACCGACCGGUUUUUGCUAAAAGUGUCCGACAAGAUUUGGCACGUGUCCUGUUUGAGGUGUUGCGUUUGCAAUUUGAUUUUGGAAGACGAACCGUCGUGUUUUGUCAAAGACGAUUCGGUUUACUGUCGACAAGACUACGCCAGGAGCUUCGGUACAGUGUGUUCAAAGUGUUCCAAAGGCAUUUCCGCUUCGCACUGGGUGCGCAAAGCUAGAGACCACGUUUAUCAUUUGGCGUGUUUUCGAUGCGACGCUUGCGACCGACAACUAAACACCGGCGAGGAGUUUGCGCUGCACGAAGGCCGAGUGCUUUGCAAACCCCAUUAUUUGGAUAUCGUCGACGGCGGCACGACCAGUUCUUCGGAAGGAGGCGAUUCCGAAAGCUAUCACAGCAAGAACAAGGCGAAACGCGUGCGGACCACGUUCACCGAAGAACAGUUGCAAGUGUUGCAGGCUAACUUCCAGCUGGACUCCAACCCGGACGGCCAGGACCUAGAGAGGAUAGCGCAAAUCACCGGCCUCAGCAAGAGGGUCACGCAGGUUUGGUUCCAAAACUCGAGGGCCAGACAGAAAAAACACUUGCACACGGGCAAAGUGAAAAGCACACCGUCGGGCCUCCUUCACCAUCAAAACGGUUCGGAAAAUCACUUCAACAGGCACAUAAACCUACACCUAACGUACUCGUUCCAACAACCACCGUCGUCUAACCAUUCGCACCAACGAGGAUCACCCGUUUACAUGCCGCAGACCACGGCCUCCGAGAACUCAUCUCUGGACGAACUAUCCCAGGACUCCAUGAUGAUGUGUUCGGUGGGCAGGAACAGUGAUCCCGUAUGAGAAGAGGACCGCGGUGGCUCCGCUAACGGUAAUCGCCCUCAACAGGUUCAACCUCCCCAACCACCGCUGCGCUAAUGCUAAAACUAUAUUAUAAUAUUAAAUUUAUAUUGCGUUAAAUUUGUUUACUUUUAUUAUUAUUAUUUUUUGUUCUUCUGUGAUAUAAUCGUAAUUUAAGGUUAAUAUUAUUAUUAUUAUUAAAUUUUCGGAUAUUUUGCGUACCCGAUGUUUUAUAAACUUACAUAAUAUGAUAUUAUUAAUAUUAUAUAUUAUAAUAGUAUAAAAAUAUACAAUUAUUUUGUACUCAUAAUUAUCACGACCGAUGAUAGACGGGUAGAGAUAUUGGAAAAAAGUCACGAUUUAAAUUAAGUUAUACGAGUUAGUGUAUAAUUUACAAUUUAUAUGUAGCACCCGUACUCUCAUCACCUAACCUCCGACGGCGUUAUUUUGCGUUUAUCACAAUAUCAAGUUACCAUUAUGUAUAAAUAGCUAAGCCCCUAUAUUUUAUUACUAUUAUUAUUAUUGUAUUUGAUUGUAUGCGCAAUGUCUUCUAUUUCUGCUGGCUGCACUACAUCUAAAUAUGUUUUCAAUCUACAUACAAUCUUACACAUCCCACGCAAUCCCUGCGACGUCGGUUUUAUUGUUUAUUCGCCACCCGUCACCGUCUUUUUUGUUCUAUUUUAAUAGCUUAUAGUUCCUAUGCAAUUUUUUUUUAUAUCACCGGGUCCUUUAUAUUGUGUUAUCGAAACGGAAUAAAAUGAUUUUAUACCUAAAUAAAAAAAAAAGUAUUUUAUUUAUUUGUAAUAAUGCCCAUGAGAAUAAUAAUACAAAAAAAUAUAUAUAUCUAUAAAUACACUAGAAUUUCUUGUAUACAUUCUUACCUAUUAUAUUGUAUAAAUACCCAUACACAUAGUUUCUCGCACACGAUUCGUAUUGUGUGUACCUACUUGAAAUAGAUAAUAACUUAUUAUAUAAUUUGUCUUGCCUACAAACGACUAGAUGGUAAAUCAUUUUAACGUAGUCAGACGCUUACAUGUAUAACUCGUUAUUAAUUAUUACAAUUAUAUUACGUUUAAAAUGAUAGUUAUUAUUGUAAAAAUUGAAUUUUGC
This is a messenger RNA of Adelges cooleyi (spruce gall adelgid), 2439 nucleotides long. RefSeq names its product LIM/homeobox protein Awh (gene Awh). Gene Ontology annotation, cellular component: nucleus. The record is from RefSeq and is a predicted model, not a curated record. The transcript has 7 exons. Lineage: Eukaryota; Metazoa; Arthropoda; Insecta; Hemiptera; Adelgidae. Gene Ontology annotation, molecular function: DNA-binding transcription factor activity, RNA polymerase II-specific; RNA polymerase II transcription regulatory region sequence-specific DNA binding. Bases 295 to 1332 code for a protein of 345 amino acids. Gene Ontology annotation, biological process: neuron differentiation; regulation of transcription by RNA polymerase II.